AGCACGGCAAAAGCAAGCAAUGCUCAAUCGAGUAACAUCUGGAAAGUGAAUAACAUCUUUACAACAAAACGCGUAGGUUGAGUGAUUUUAACAUCUUUUCACAUCACUCGUAAAAUAAGAUCAUCAAAUAGAGUCCGGGAAAAUAUUAUCAACAUCUCAAAUGGCUGACACCGAAAAGGCACCAGAACAACAACAAGCCCCAGCCAAAACCGAGGGCACCAACAAUGAUAGCGCCGCAAAUCAAGCAGCAGCGGAAGAACAAAAGCCCAAGCAAAUCAUUGCUGAAAAAGUAACGGGCACCGUCAAGUGGUUCAAUGUGAAAAGUGGUUAUGGCUUUAUCAAUCGUCAUGACACAAAAGAGGAUGUGUUUGUUCAUCAAACGGCCAUCGUGAACAAUAACCCAAAGAAAGCCGUACGAUCGGUUGGCGACGAAGAAGUCGUUGAAUUUGAUGUCGUUUUAGGCGACAAAGGUAAUGAAGCGGCCAAUGUAACUGGCCCGGGCGGUGAGCCAGUUCAAGGUAGCCCAUUUGCUCCAGACAAGAGACGUGGUCGCAUGUAUCGUCCACGUCGUCGCACUCAACGCAGCGAGGGCGGUGGUGAAACUGGUGGCGAAGGCGAAGAUUUUUCUGUAGGUGAAGGUGCAGGAGAAGGUGGCGACAAGAAGCCACGGGCACGUCGUUUCGGAGGAGGACAGCGUCGUCGCUUCGGUCCAGGUCGUGGCUUUAGGCGCGGACCUCGUAGAAGCGAAAACGGAGAAGGAGUGAAUGGUGAUGCUAAUGAAGGUGGUAACACUGAGGGAGAAGGCGAUGGUCCACAAAACGGUCGUCCAAACCGAAACCAACGUCGUCCACCACGCAAAAAUUUCCGACCACGUAAGCCACGCAACAGCGAAGGUGGUGAAGGUGGCCAAAGCGAAGGUGGUGAAGGCAAUGAGAAUGGACAAAAAGGUGGCCGACCACCACGAAGACGUUUGAAUCGCAAACCAAAAACCAGCGGAUCCAAUCAAGACGGUGGUCAAGAAGUACAAAAUACUGUCACCGAAAGUACAGCGUAAAAUUUGCAGAAAUUAAACAGAAUACAAACAAAAUAAUGUUGACGCGCUCAAGAGUACCAUCUCUAAUUAACAACAAAAACAAAAAAAAAUUAACAACAACCAAACACCCACACACAUCCAGAGUGUUGCAUAUUGUUUUCGAACAAUCGUGUUUUAAAGUCCAUCAAACCGAAACGACACUAAUUUUACAAUAAACCUUAGAUUGUUUUGCAUGGUGUUUUUUUAUAUAUGUA
Contarinia nasturtii (swede midge) is the source of this 1287-nucleotide messenger RNA. RefSeq names its product Y-box factor homolog. Gene Ontology annotation, biological process: regulation of gene expression. The transcript has 5 exons. Lineage: Eukaryota; Metazoa; Arthropoda; Insecta; Diptera; Cecidomyiidae. Gene Ontology annotation, molecular function: nucleic acid binding. Bases 161 to 1054 code for a protein of 297 amino acids. The record is from RefSeq and is a predicted model, not a curated record. Gene Ontology annotation, cellular component: nucleus.